AUGGAUGUUUAUGUAAAAGGGUUAGAUCUGGGUGCUGAAUAUUUUUCAAAUGGACGCACUGCUUUAACGUUUGGAGAGCAGAAGAUAAAUCUUCACAUUGCAAACGCAUCUCCGAUCCUGCCUCGAGCGAAUUUGCGAAAUCCUGGAAGUGCCGAUGCCCUGUCCGACAUAUGGGUAAGAAGUUUAUAA
Messenger RNA from Schizosaccharomyces octosporus yFS286, 189 nucleotides. Its product is annotated as pseudo ring cleavage dioxygenase. The record is from RefSeq and is a predicted model, not a curated record. The coding region runs from base 1 to 189 and encodes 62 amino acids. NCBI's taxonomy places the organism in Eukaryota, Fungi, Ascomycota, Schizosaccharomycetes, Schizosaccharomycetales, Schizosaccharomycetaceae. The transcript is spliced from 3 exons.